GCAUGAGUUCGACUAAGGAAAGCGUUCUUUUGGCUGCAAAGCAGUUUCUGAACUUUGUCAACAAGAGCCCAUCUCCCUACCACGCUGUCCAAGAAGUAAAGAAUAUUCUUGUAUCAGCUGGCUUCAAAGAACUGAGUGAAACAGAGCCAUGGUCAGUGAAACCUCUGGACAAGUGUUUCUUGACCCGAAAUCAUUCUACCAUCAUUGCGUUUGCUGUUGGUGGGAAAUUUAAGCCUGGAAAUGGCUUCAGUAUCAUUGGAGCCCACACAGACAGCCCUUGUUUGAAGGUGAAGCCCCGCUCUAAAGUUGAUAAGAGUGGGUUUCAGAUGGUGGGGGUGCAGUGCUACGGUGGGGGAAUCUGGCACACCUGGUUCGACCGGGACCUGACCCUGGCAGGUAGAGUCAUCACUAAGAAUGGAGAGAGACUGGAACACCGGUUACUGAAUCUGGAGAAACCCAUCCUUAAGAUUCCUAACAUCUGCAUUCAUCUGAUGAGGGACCACAAUGAAAAGUUCUCCCCCAAUAAAGAAACGCACUUAUUGCCUGUAUUGGCAACGGCUGUUCAAGCAGAACUACAAGGUGUUCCAAAGAACUCUGAAGAAAACAAAAAAGAAGAAGGAUUUAAAUUAGAGAAAGAUAAACAUCAGCCCCUCUUGGUAAAGCUAAUAUGUGAUGCACUGAACAUUCAACCAGAGCAGAUGUUGGACUUUGAACUCUGUCUAGCAGACACCCAGCCUGGUGCUAUAGGCGGAGCAUUAGAUGAGUUUAUCUUUUCGCCCCGACUGGACAAUUUACUGAACGCAUACUGUGCUACUAGUGCUCUGGCAGACUCCUGUGAUGAUGGAAGUCUGGCAUCAGACACUAAUGUAAGGCUGAUAUGUCUGUUUGAUAAUGAGGAGGUGGGUUCUGAGAGUGCCCAGGGGGCUGCCUCCACCCUACAGGAACUGGUUCUUCGUCGACUUAGCGCCGGGGGGACAAGCACUGCUUUCGAGGAGUCCAUUCCCAAGUCCUACAUGGUCAGUGCAGACCAAGCUCAUGCAGUUCAUCCUAACUACCCGGAAAAACAUGAGGACAAUCACAAGAUUGGAUUACACAAAGGAGUUGCCAUUAAGUUCAAUGCCAACCAGAGAUAUGCCACAACAGCAAUGACUGCCUCCAUCUUGAGGGAGAUAGCUAGGCUAGGACAGUGUCCACUACAGGUAUGGCUAGGCUAG
This is a messenger RNA of Saccostrea cuccullata (small rock oyster), 1214 nucleotides long. RefSeq names its product aspartyl aminopeptidase-like. Gene Ontology annotation, molecular function: zinc ion binding; aminopeptidase activity. The record is from RefSeq and is a predicted model, not a curated record. Lineage: Eukaryota; Metazoa; Mollusca; Bivalvia; Ostreida; Ostreidae. Gene Ontology annotation, biological process: proteolysis. The coding region runs from base 3 to 1214 and encodes 403 amino acids. The transcript has 13 exons.